Colletotrichum lupini is the source of this 363-nucleotide messenger RNA. RefSeq lists its product as uncharacterized. The record is from RefSeq and is a predicted model, not a curated record. The coding region runs from base 1 to 363 and encodes 120 amino acids. The transcript has a single exon. NCBI's taxonomy places the organism in Eukaryota, Fungi, Ascomycota, Sordariomycetes, Glomerellales, Glomerellaceae.
AUGCGCCACUUACCGCCAGCUUCGGACGAAGUCCAUGCUCCACACAGCUCCGCCGCCACCGCCGCCCCCGCCACGGCGACCAUGAGUUCCUAUUUUGGCACUGUCGGCAAGUCGGCCUGUCGGGCGGGUCGCCGGUCCCCGCAAGGACGGCUAUCGGCUUGGCCAUCUGCCCGGCAUCAACGGAGAAAGAGGAGUCUCGGGCUCCGGAAGGUUUGCGGCCUGAGCAUAACGACGUCGUUCCGGGCGCAUGACGCUGCGGCGCUCGUGACUCAACCGUCGUUUCGUGUCUCUCGUGUACGCGGGCUCAUCGGAAUGGCUGACGAGAGAGAGGUUUUGCGGACAGGACGAGUCUCUGUCUCCUAG